AUGGACCGGAGCAAAAGAAAUGCUAAUCGUGGGAGACAAAGAGAAGAAGUUCCGGGGGUUGCAAACUGGUCGGAGAUAUGUCCCGACUUGCUGAGAUGUGUUUUCAAACGCUUGAGUUUCACAUCUUUUAAUCGAGCUAAAUCGGUUUGUUCUUCGUGGCACUCUGCUUCGAGAGGCUGCGUCCCUAACCAAAAUCAGAUUCCAUGGCUGAUUCUCUUCCCUCCCAACGAGGAAGCCAUCAACAACAACAACAGUAGUUGUGUGUUAUUUGUUCCGGAGGAUCAAGACAAAGUUUACAGAAGUAGAGACCUUGGUGUUGACUUUGCCCAGAGUCGUUGUCUGACGACUUGUGGUAGCUGGCUCUUGUUGUUGAAUCCUCUUAUGCAUCUCUACAUUAUCAAUCCUUUAACUGCUGAGAAGAUUGAUCUACCCGAUACUCAAUCUUUUAGUUUAGGAUGCUUACAAUACGACCAAGCUUGUUUUCGGAUAGACAACAAAACCAAAGAUUACGGCCCUAAAGGAGACAACAAGUGGCACGACCUUCCUCCCUUCGAAUUUUAUGAAGAUUUUGUCUAUAAUCACAAAGAUCAAAAGCUCUACCUUCACAAUGAUCUUGUCGAUAUUUGGGACCUAUCAGGAGAUAAUCUACAAGAUGAUGAACUCUAUUGGGAAAAGUUACGUAACUUCAAAACACGUAUUGCAGUCACAGUGUCCGGAGAUAUUUUGAUGGUAUCAAGUAUAGUACAACACUGCAAAACAUGGUAUUUUCGCAUUUACAAGACGAACCAGGUGGGAGGCAAGUGGGUAAAAAUAGAUUCUUUGGGCGAUGAAGCAUUGAUCUAUGACAUGGGCAUCACCGUUAUCGCAAAUGGCAUCCCAGGGAUCAAAAGGAACUCUAUCUAUUUCAGUGGCGUUGAUCAUGGUGAAAAGGAUCCACACCACAUAUUUGUCUAUGAUCUCACCACCCAAAAGAUGCAACCUUUGCCACAAUGCGUCUUCUCUUCCUUACCAUUCUCUGAUGCUCGUUGGUUCUUCCCAUGA
Camelina sativa (false flax) is the source of this 1041-nucleotide messenger RNA. Lineage: Eukaryota; Viridiplantae; Streptophyta; Magnoliopsida; Brassicales; Brassicaceae. The record is from RefSeq and is a predicted model, not a curated record.